Molecule: messenger RNA, 1362 nt
Organism: Aspergillus heteromorphus CBS 117.55
Lineage: Eukaryota; Fungi; Ascomycota; Eurotiomycetes; Eurotiales; Aspergillaceae
Product: MFS general substrate transporter
Exons: 6
Coding region: 1-1362 (453 amino acids)
Biological process (GO): transmembrane transport
Cellular component (GO): membrane
Molecular function (GO): transmembrane transporter activity
Source: RefSeq, a predicted model, not a curated record
AUGGGGAAUCAAACAAACUUCACAUCUGGACCUGUCAAUCAUGUCAAUGAACAAGACCAUAAACAUUCGUCGCCCGUCCGGCGCAUGGCCGAUUUCCGGGUCCUCCCUCUCCUUGUACUGGGCUUUGCAGUCUAUCAAUUAGACCGGACCAAUAUCGCCAGUGCACUGACCGGAGGUUUCGCAUCCGCCAUCUCGGUGAACCAAAACACAAUCAAUCUGGGAAACCAGCUUAUGUUUCUGGGAGUCAUCGUCUUGGAAAUACCGUCAAACAUGGUUCUCCAACGGGUCGGACCACGGUACUGGAUUAGUGCGCAGGUCUUCAUAUUCGGGGUCAUCGCUUCCCUGCAGAUUUUCGUCCGAGAUAGGACAGGAUUUCUCCUCACAAGAUCGAUACUCGGUCUAGCAGAAGCCGGGUACAUUCCUGCGGCCAUGUACACUUUGUCAACUUGGUACACGAAGGAAGAGUUGACCAAACGCAUUGCCAUCUUUUUCUUCGGUAUGUUUGGAGGAUCGGCCGUGUCUCCGCUUCUUGGCGCGGCGCUGUUGAAGUUGGAUGGGAAGGGGGGACUAUCGGGUUGGCAAUGGAUCUUUUUAUUGGAAGGAAUAUGUUCUGUCGUUGUGUCUAUUCUACUAAUCUCCCUGCUCCCGGAAAGGAAACAGGAAACCCCCGAACAGAGCAUCUCCUCUGACGAGGAAAGCGUUUCUAAAUCAGAGACAUGGAACAAAACAGCAAACGAGACUGUCUCUCUCGAUGUUGUAUGUAAGACAUUCACAAACAUAUACAAAUGGCCCCAUUUCCUUGCCACAGCUUGCGUCUUUGCGACAUGGAGUCCGCUCACCACUUACACCCCGAGCAUCAUCAUGUCACUUGGAUUCUCCAGGAUAAAGGCAAACACUCUCGCUGCGGUAGGAAGUCUGAUUACACUCCCAGUUAUUGUAUUUUUUGCUUGGUUGAGCGAUAAGACCCGAAAGCGCGGUCUCAUUGUCAUGCUUGCAAUUGUAUGCUAUCUCAUCCCGCUUGUUAUUUUGAGAUCUGUCCAGCCUCAUGUGGGUAAGUGGAGUCGAGUUGGCCUGUGGACAGCGGUCAAUGGUUUUGCUGUGGGGUACCACCCCAUCCAUAAUGCGUGGAUCCAGGUCAACUGCAGGAGUCCGGGUGAGCGGAGUAUUAUUGUCAUGUCCGCCACUGCAGGCCUCAUGGCUGGUACCCAGAUUUUCCGCAGCGACGAGUCAGCAGAGUUUUAUCCUAGAGGGUUGCUGAUCAUGAUUAUGCUGGUCCUGUGCGGUCUGGCUCUGGUUGCACUGCAGAGCUGCAUUUACUUUGUCAAGAACCGUUCUAAUAGUGACUCGGGCCAAGAGACCUAG